GUCCCGUUCAGGCGGCCUCACUGCGUUCUCUGAAGGCAGCGUGCUUCAUACCUGGUCACUUUCAAAGGAGUGCCAGAGAGGAGAGCGAGUGAGGGAACUACUGCGCUAAACGCUUUAUAUACCCUUCUUCUUCUCAUCACCCGCCACAACUGAUCAGGAAAUGCAUCGGAAUAUUUAAUACAUUAUAUUGUUUUCCAUCAGGAUGCGAAGCCCGAACCAAUGGAGUAAGAACUAUUCUGUUUGUAACAAGAAUGUUUUCUUCUAGACCUGCAGGAAUGGGAGAAACCGGGAGAAACACUAAAGAUACCAAGUCAUGGAAAAUGCUACUGCAGUGGAUUCUACUUCUGGCAUUAAGGGAAAGUCAUGGGGCUGUGAAUGAAUUCUGCAAAUGUGAUGUCAAUCUUGACUUCAGGACAUUCAACUCCAGCUAUGCAAGACAACAAUGCUGUUUAAAUUUCACUGGGUCUUCCAUUGGUGCCCUUCACUGGAAUGCCUUCACUGACCUGACAGGACUAAUGGUGCUCGACCUGUCAAGUUGUAACAUAUCUGACAUCUUGGAUACGGAUGAAACUCUGAGCUCUCUGGAGAUCUUAUACCUGGACCACAAUUAUUUAGAGCGAUUACCUUCUAAUUUCCUAACAAAUGCACCCAAUUUAAAGGUCCUUCACCUCGAGGGAAACAAUCUUCAAGAAUUACCAAAGGACAUUUUAGAGAAAUCAGACCAGAUUAAGGAGCUAUACUUGGAUUCCAAUAAUCUGAUUUCUAUUCCUCCUAGUGUCUUUAGACCAAGCCUUGAAAAAUUGUCUCUUUUUAAUAAUACUUUGCAGUGUACAUGUGCCUUGUAUGAUGCAUUGACAAAAUAUAAUUCAAGUGUCUUUGUAUCGGAAAAUGGGCCCACGUGCUUUACCUCUAAGCACACAAAAGGUCUGAAUAUCAUAGAUCUUCAUCGCUCAGAUAUCUGCAGGUCCCACAGCCUUACUGCUCUCUUCAUUUGCCUCCCUUUCAUCUUGAUUCUUGUUCUAGUGUUGGGUUACUUCUGCUGUAGAAGAAGGAGGGCUGAUUUUAAAGGGAUUAGACAAGACAAUCACAUUUGUACUGUGGAGAAGUCUGGCUUUACAAACCUGGAGGACCAUCACUACAUAACAUGCAGAACCCCAGAGCCAACUCCUACCCUUGCAGGACAUGAGAACAGCAUACUUGCCAGAAACCAGUUCAUGUUACGUCCCUCAGUAGCACUGCUAGGGAGUAACCGUGACUUGUACGAGGAAGUGGAGAUAAAGCUUGGUAGUUCUGUUGACUCCAUUGCAACUGCUGAUGACAUCUACCUUAACAUGUCAACUAAGAAAUCAGAAGAAGAAAUAGUCGACGACGUCCAUAUGCAACCAGAGCUGGCGAGUGUGACAGACGAGUUACAAGAGAUGGAUCGACAAAGGCUCUACAUGAAUAAAUCAGCAAACUACUAUAAUCUAGUUCCUGGUAUUGAACUAGAUGACUCUGACCAUGGUGAAUAUGAAAAUAUUGACUUAUCUUAAUGAUAUAGAAUAAUUAGUAAGACAAAUUGUACAAAAUCUAAAUUAAGAUGGAUGCAGUAAGGCAGACUGUAGAAAGGUGGUGAAGGUGAACUGAGAGAACUUGAAGAAUAAGAAAAAUAGAAUACUUGAUUGAAAUGGAAUCAAUAGGAGAAAAUGCAGGCUAGCAUUGGGGUUAUGAAGCUCUGCUGUGUCAGUACUCUUCAACAUAUGGUAUGUCAAGGCCAGGAACCCAGCUCAGCUAAAUUUAGCAAUGUUAUCCAUCAUCAGAUUCUGAUGUCGAUAAACUCCUGGAGGAAAUUGCAGAGGUAACUUAGUGGAAUGAGAGGUGAGAGAGAUCAGAUCCAACUUGGUUCCAAUAGUAUCAUUUGCUUUUCAAGAACAAUCCACUAUCAAAAUAAGGGUCAAUUCUUUAAAAAAAAAUGUGCCUGUUAAAACAUACUUCAAGCGUCCCAUCUAGGAAUGUUAAAAUUUAGCACCAACUUGAGCCUACUACGAGUAGGAAAUGGGUGAGUCUGGUUUAGACCCCCAUUUUAUGUACUAAAAUUAAUGAAAUUAACAGAGGAUGACUUAGACUGGAUGAAAAUGUGCUUCCAAUUCAAAACAAUCUCUAACGUACCAUAUAAAUAAAAUCAAAACUCGAAAGUUUGAUCAGACUUCCAUAUUUAUUUUUAGCAGUUGAAUGUUAAAUUCAAUUAAUCAGACUGAAAAGACUGGUGAUCUCUUGGUUUCACAAUAUCUAAUCUUUCUCAAUCUUCCUUGCUAUACUGGAUGGAUGAGUGAGACAGCCAGUUUUACAGGUUCACUGAGAGUUUUAGAGUAGACUUGUGGCAGUUCUUGGAUUUUAUUUUGUAUGUUCAUGAAUAAAUGUAUUUAUAAUUCAUCCAAGUUGUGAUGUGGAAGGGUGAGCCUGUCAGUCAUAUUGACCAACAAAGUGCUUAAGAGGGGGAAAGCAGAGGAGCUACUACAAGGCCUAUUGCAGUCGUUUCCCUAAUCCCCACUUAUGUGCUGAUAAGACACUCUUCCCAACACAGAGCAGGUGGGGAAACAAGCUGGCCCCCCCACAGCAACUCACUCCAGUGACCAGCCUUCCACCUGUGCCUGGCACAACCCACCCAUGAACAGCUGUAAGGGGGUGAUCGUAGAUCGCUAGGCUGGUCUGUAGGUCUAUAGGUACAACUUUGAAGGAUCUGUUGAUGCCUCUGUUGGAUCUCCCCAAGUUUAUUUUGGUUGGUUGCAAUCUCACGGUAACAUUCUGUGAAUUCCCUGACAUGCCAGCAGAAAACCUUCCUGGAACUCAUCCAAGGCACUGAGGGAGGUGUGAUGCUAGGAGCAACACAUCCAUCACCUACAUCUUGCCCUGGAUAUUGAAUAAGAAAUACUGCCACAUCCUGUCUUGCACACUGGAAAUGAGAUUUCACCUGGAGAUUACCUUGCAACCCAGAUGAAGCCUGCACUGUGUUGGGGUCAUAGCAAUAUCUGAAAGCCCCUCCCCAACACUCUGAGAACAGGAAAGGUUAAACUCAGUCUUGGGAAUCAGAAAGAUAUUCAAGUAUAGGCUUGAGCCCAAUUCUGACUUCACCAUAUCCACAAACCACUACAAGACUACUAAGGUGGUGAACUUUGCCUACUGUAAUGCUUCUUAGCUGGGAGGUAACAAACUCAAAUGUGGCAUUCUAGUCCCAUUCCUGUUGAGCUCAGUACUGAUCAAAGUUUUAAAUUGUUUUACCCUUUUCCAUGGCAAUUUUACACUCUGAACUAUUCUUAGGGAAUAUUUCUUAGGAUUAUUUCAAGUAACAAGUCAUGCUAACUUGGUACUUUUGAGAUACCAUUACUUGACUCCACAACUGUGGUGUGGGAAAAUGAGCACACUGUCAAUUCUCUUGCAGCUGCAUCAAACAACAGUGGAAAAGCCUACUUAAUGUUGGAUUGUAAUAUGGAAGUGCUACACUUGUAUAAAGCUCGAAUUGCUGUAAAUAAUUUGUUCCUUAAUGUUUGCAUAAACCAAUAGUUUUUUAUGAUUUUUAAGCAGGCCUUUUAUAAUUACAUUAUAGCCAGCUUUAAUAAUUACUCUAAACAUAGUACAUUUGUCCUUUCCAAUGCAUUUUGUGGCCUUUGGGCGUUAAAGGAUUAUUUCAUAUAUUAAAACAAUGGUCAUAAUCAAGUGUCCAACCUCAAGGACAUCCUUGCUGUAUCAAUUGCACAAAGAUAUAUAAUAUUAAUAACUCAAAGUCCUACCAUUUGGAUCCUUCCAGAGUUAAAAGGAAAGAAAACAUUUAAACAACUGUAAUUUCAGUUUGAUAUGUCUUUCAAUCUGUUGUUGUUUUUCAUUUAAGAAUGUGAUCCAUGGACAACCUGAGCAGUACAAUCUAGAGGGUAAGCCUCAGUCUAUUUGAGGGUCAGUCUAUCUUUUGUGGGAUUUCAUGCUGCUAAUGCUGGGACAGAAAAUGUUUCUGUCUGAAAUAAAGGGAAAAUGUUCUAUAUUCAGCCCUUUGGGAACAAAAACUGUGCCUUUUAAUAUUAAUGUAAUGGUAACUAAGAUUAAAAUAGCUCUAUUUAAUCUAC
This is a messenger RNA of Mobula hypostoma (lesser devil ray), 4094 nucleotides long. RefSeq lists its product as uncharacterized. NCBI's taxonomy places the organism in Eukaryota, Metazoa, Chordata, Chondrichthyes, Myliobatiformes, Myliobatidae. The record is from RefSeq and is a predicted model, not a curated record. Gene Ontology annotation, molecular function: protein binding. Bases 252 to 1532 code for a protein of 426 amino acids. The transcript has 2 exons. Gene Ontology annotation, cellular component: plasma membrane.